Messenger RNA from Myripristis murdjan (pinecone soldierfish), 8389 nucleotides. It is a transcript of the gene mtmr3, whose product is annotated as myotubularin related protein 3. Lineage: Eukaryota; Metazoa; Chordata; Actinopteri; Holocentriformes; Holocentridae. Gene Ontology annotation, cellular component: cytoplasm; membrane. Gene Ontology annotation, biological process: regulation of autophagy; phosphatidylinositol dephosphorylation. The record is from RefSeq and is a predicted model, not a curated record. Gene Ontology annotation, molecular function: phosphatidylinositol-3-phosphate phosphatase activity; phosphatidylinositol-3,5-bisphosphate 3-phosphatase activity; metal ion binding. The transcript is spliced from 22 exons. Bases 258 to 4139 code for a protein of 1293 amino acids.
GGAGAUUUCGCUGCGAUGGCGACGACGAUUCGGAGCUGGAACGGGACGCUGUGAAACUGGCCUUGGCACGGAUAUGAAAAAUGUUUAUUUGAUCGAGGUUUAUCCAUUGCUAAGCAGUUGCACGGGUCUUCGCAUGAAUCUUCGGCUUUUACACGCCAGUUAUUCCUUGUAUUGAUUUCCAUGUGCUACUUUUGAGAUAUUCAAAGCAGGAUCAGCAGGACAACUCAUCAUCCAUUGCUCACUGACUGUGCAUUGCGAUGGCUUACCUCAGACUGGAGGAGGAAAAAGUAGAUCUUAACUUCAAAAGGUUGAAGUUUGGGUCCAGAGACGGAGGCCUGAGUUCCUUGUUGAGCGACCCACACUCCUUCACAGGGGCCAUGGAGGAGGAGGGGCAGCAGAGCUUGGAGUGUAUCCAGGCCAAUCAGAUCUUCCCCAAGAAGUCCCCUGUCCUGGAAGAGGAAAACAUGCAGGUGCCCUUUCCUGAGCUGCAUGGGGAGUUCACAGAGUAUGUUGGAAGAGCAGAGGAUGCCAUUAUCGCUAUGUCCAGCUACCGCCUACACAUCAAGUUCAAAGAGUCCGUUGUCAAUAUUCCUCUGCAGCUCAUUGAGAGCGUGGAGUGUCGCGAUAUGUUCCAGCUCCAAGUCACCUGUAAGGACUGCAAAGUCGUCAGGUGUCAGUUCUCCACCUUUGAGCAAUGUCAGGAAUGGCUGAAGCGCCUGACUGGAGUAGUUCGCCCUCCCUCCCGCCUGGAGGACCUCUUCUCCUUUGCCUUCCACGCCUGGUGCAUGGAGGUGUACGCUGGGGAAAAGGAGCAGCACGGCGAGCUGUGCAGACCAGGUGAACAUGUGACCUCCUGGUUCAAGAACGAGGUGGAGAGGAUGGGCUUUGACACUCAAAACGCCUGGAGGAUAUCUGACAUCAACAGCAAGUUCAGGCUUUGCUCCAGCUACCCUCAACAGCUCCUGGUGCCAGCCUGGAUCACUGACAAGGAGUUGGAGAAUGUGGCAGCCUUCCGCUCCUGGAAGAGGUUUCCUGCUGUAGUUUAUAGGCACCAGAGCACAGGGGCUGUGAUUGCCCGUUGUGGCCAGCCAGAGGUCAGCUGGUGGGGCUGGAGAAAUGCAGAUGACGAGCACCUCGUUCAAUCUAUUGCCAAGGCCUGCGCUGUGGACAGCAGUUCCCGCAAACACCUCGCAAAUGGCAGCUACACUAACGGCCCUGACCUGCCUGAUACUGACUUUGAAUCCUCCAUGACCAACAGUUCAGAGGUGGAGACGUUGGCCAUCCAGCCCCACAAGUUACUGAUCUUGGAUGCCAGGUCCUACGCUGCGGCCGUGGCCAACAGAGCCAAAGGGGGAGGCUGUGAAUGCCCAGAGUACUACCCAAACUGCGAGGUGGUGUUCAUGGGCAUGGCCAACAUCCACUCCAUCCGCAAGAGUUUCCAGUCACUGCGUUUCCUCUGCACUCAGAUGCCUGAUCCAGCCAACUGGCUGUCUGCUCUGGAGAGCACAAAGUGGUUGCAGCAUCUCUCUCUGCUGCUGAAGGCAGCCCUGUUAGUGGUCAACGCCGUGGACCGUGACCACAGGCCCGUCCUGGUGCACUGCUCCGAUGGCUGGGACCGCACGCCCCAGAUCGCUGCACUGUCCAAGCUGCUGCUGGACCCGUACUACCGCACUAUUGAGGGCUUCCAGGUCUUGGUGGAGGCCGAGUGGCUGGACUUUGGCCACAAGUUUGCCGACCGCUGCGGCCACGGGGAAAACUCUGAGGACCUGAACGAGCGCUGUCCCGUCUUCCUACAGUGGCUGGACUGUGUCCACCAGCUGCAGAGACAGUUUCCAUGCUCCUUUGAGUUCAACGAGGCCUUCUUGGUGAAACUGGUGCAGCACACCUACUCCUGUCUGUUCGGCACCUUCCUGUGUAACAGUGGCAAGGAGAGAGAGGACCGUCACGUCCAGGAGAGGACCUGCUCAGUCUGGUCGCUGCUCCGACCGGCCAACCGCACCUUGAGAAACAUGCUGUACUCCUCCCACUCCGAAACCGUUCUCCACCCAGUGUGUCAUGUGCGCAACCUGAUGCUGUGGACGGCCGUCUAUCUGCCCAGCUCCUCCCCCACCACGCCCUCUGACGACUCGUGUGCCCCCUACCCUGUGCCCGGUGCCAACCCCGAGGAUGCGCCCCUGGGCAGACGUCCGAAGACUCGCUCCUUUGAUAACUUGCCCAGCGCAUGUGAGCUUGGAAGCUCGUUGGCUCCUAACCGGCGCUCCAGUGACCCGAGCCUCAAUGAGAAGUGGCAGGACCAUCGGCGCUCCCUGGAGCUCAACAUGGCCGUGGGGCCUGAGGGAGGGGGUGGCCCGGAUCAAGAGGGGCGGGCUAAUGGUCAGCCCGGAGCGGGGCCUUACUCAGACACAGUGGACAAUGAGCUGGACGACAGCCCCCAGCCUGAGGUCCCGCUAGCUGACCUGGGACAGGGAGCUUCUCAGGGCUCAUCGACAGCAGGAGAGGACAGCGAGGAAGCCGAGCUGUCUGUGGCAGCAGGUGUAGCGGAGGGUCAGAUGGAGAACAUUCUUCAGGAAGCCACAAAGGAGGAGGCAGGAGCUGAUGCUCAGAGAGAGGGGAGUGCUGGGGGGAGUAACACUGAGGGGAGUAACACUGACUUGGAAGUGGAAGCAAAUAUCGAGGAGGUAGAUCAGUAUGCUAAGGUCAAUGGGACUGAAAUGCAGACAGAACCAUUUUCCAAUGGUCACCAUCCAGAAAAUGGUCUGGUUGAGGCUGAGGAAGACAGUUUCUCACUGACCAGUGCUCCUCUGCCCACAGAGGUGGCAGAGCAACCAGAGGAACAGGCAGCAGAGGAGGCGCCACUUUCAGAGGGUCUGGUGAUGCAGCUUUUGGAGAACUGUUCUCUCCAGGAAGAGCUGAAACACAGACCCAGUCAUCCUGACAACACCAAGCCAGACCAGCCUGCGGGCCAUAGAACUAUAACUAAUGGCUUUGGGGAUGAGCCACCUGAAGCGGCAGAGGCUGUGGAGACAGCCUGUCGAGACCCCGAAUCUAACAGAGACAUCUCAGAGCCGGUGGAGCAGGCUGACAAGAGGGCCUCACUCAUGGAGAGCUCCACAGAGACUCUGACUGAAGAGGCCUGCAGCCGGCUAGAACUCCCGGCACAGCCGCCUGUCAGCCUUGGCCCUCAGCCCUGCAACGAAGGCAGGAGCCAGCACCCCUGCCUUAGGAAGGAGAACGGGCUGGAGAGCGAGGCAGAGCACGGAGCUGCCAGGACUUUAAAUGGGGGCAGCAAACGACCCUCUCUCAGUGCCUUUCAGUCUGUGAGUGCUGAGCCCAGCAGGGAGGGGCUGUGUAACGGUGAGAGCUCUGACGGGGAUCCCAGCAGCGGACCACAUUGGGCCAAAGUGAACGGGGAGCGGACCCUGCUGAGUCGGCAGGUGUCCCUAGCAAGCUGCAACUCCCUCAGCCUCCACCAUCGGGGCAGCUGCUCCCAGCACCGCUGUUGCCACGUCCCACUGGGCCGGGCUGCUGCCAGCCCAGAGCAACCGUCCCGCAGCCAUCUUGACGACGACGGGCUGACACUGCACACAGAUGCCAUCCAGCAGAGGCUGAGGCAGAUUGAGGCAGGCCACCAGAUGGAGGUGGAGACUCUGAAGAAGCAGGUGCAGGAAUUGUGGAGCCGCCUUGAGAACCAGCACCACGCUGGCUCCCUCAGGAUCAAUGGGGAUAUGGGAGAUGAAGUGACCUCAAUCACAGACUCGGAGUACAAUCUGGACCCCAACUGUCUGUCACGCUGUAGCACAGAGCUCUUCUCCGAGGCCAGCUGGGAGCAGGUGGACAAGCAGGACACUGAGGUCACCCGCUGGUACCCAGACCAUUUGGCAGCCCAGUGUUACGGCUGUGAGAGGAGCUUCUGGCUCGCCACCAGGAAGCAUCACUGCAGUGGCAGGGAGCCUGUCCAGGAGGUCUGGAACUGUGGUAAUGUGUUCUGCGCCAGCUGUUGUGACCAGAAGAUCCCAGUGCCAAGCCAGCAGCUGUUUGAGCCCAGCCGCGUUUGCAAGUCUUGCUACAGUAGCCUCCAGCUAAACUCAGCUCCUAUGGACCUGGAGCUGGAGAAAACCAUCACCGCCAGCUCCAACUAGGGCCGGGGGGACUGGGACUGGGGACUCGGGUGUAGCCUCCAGCCACCAAUACAGGCGCACCGCUGAAGACGAGCACAGGAGCUAUCCAGAAUGUCCCAUGGACUUUGUGUGCGUGCCGCAGAUAUGGACUUUCAUGUGUAUAUACAGAGAUUGCUGCCGUGGAGGAGCUGAAUAGCUUGUUGGCAAGAUGCCGAGCACUUUGAAUGGUGGGUGUGCACGGGGAAGGAAUGGGCAGGAAGUGUGUGUGUGUGAGAGAGUGUGUGUGUGAGAGAGAGAGAGAGAAAGAGAGAGAGAGAGGGAGAAAAAGCACAUGUUGACUCGCUUAGGGUUUGAGGGCAGUGUUGGGACUGCACUACAAGGCCGGGGGGGGGGGGGGCUGACAGGGGGGCAUUGGCAUGAGGAUGGACUUCCUGGUGCCUUGAACCAGGCAGGUAGAGAGGGUCAUCUCACUGUGCUGCUGGGACGUUUCCUGGAGGGCUGCAACAUUCAGAAGCAUAACCCAUCUGCUCUUAUCAACAAACCUCUGUGUACCAUCAUUACCCAAAUUGGACUUCUUGAUUCUCUUUGGACGUUGUAACAUCCGGAGAGAUGAGCGAAGCUGCAAUGUCCCGGCGUUAAACAGACAGUCCCUCAGCAUGAGAACGUGUCCCAAUACUGACCGGACGGCGACUGGGGGAAGACGUACCAAACUGUGGGCUGAAUCCCAACUCGGCAUUAUUUGCUUGCAGUUUAAAUUUUGACGCAAGUUGCACAUGCGUGUCGGUGUCAGUUUGAGUUGUGUUUGAUGUGUUGGGAUUCAGGCCAAAGUGCCAUGAGCAGCAGGCAGGCGGUUGCUGAGUGUCUUUGAACUCUCUCCUGAGGGUUCAGGAUUGUCUUAAAAGUCUACCUUGGCGAUCACUAAUGAAAAAUGCUCUUGGGAUAUUGAAUUGUUUUGCUGUGUUUUUGUUUGUGAGAAACGGUAGCCUCUUAGCAGUGUUAUAGCAAGUCAGUGGGGAAUUAAAUCAUUUUCCAAAAAGAAAAAAAAAAAAAAAAAAAACUGCAAUGGCUUGUUUGGAAUUCAAAGAAAGUCAUUUCAUUCCCCUUAGACUUGUGCAAGCAGGCUACCCGCGCUACCACGAGGCUCAGAAACAAAAGCAUGCACACACAAGUCUUAAGAGAGAGGGCUGCGUAGUGAUCUGUAGGCUUCUAAAUCUCCUCCACCUUCCCUUUAACAGCUGACACGCGCUCAGCUCUUCCAUGCUGAUAGACUGUUAUUACGAGCAGCGUCUGCCGCAAAGUGUAAACUCAUUACCUGCAGCGGUUUUGUCAAGUGUCUCGGCCGCAGGUUGUUGCUGGCAGACGCCGGCUGCGUAAUCUCUCCUGUUAACUCCGCCUUCACGCCCUUCACUCAAGAUGGCCCCCCCCUUUAUUACCUUACCCAGCAGGCACUGGGAGCUGGACGGUGUUAAAAGCGCACGUCAUUUUGCAGUUCAUCUUUUCCGUGCAGGUGAAAUCAGAAGAGACGUCAUGGUGGAAGUGUGAGCGCAGGAUACCGUACGCCAGGAAAGAGAGUUUUAUCAUCCACAAAGAGCUUUUACAGGUGCGAUGCGACACAACUUUUGACGCAAUAAGGAAACAUUUUGGCAGAGAUUUUGUUGAGUGUGCUACACGACCAUGAGCUCAGCUGUGAUUUCCAGCCGGACGGAUGAACUGUGAGGAAAAAGGAGGAAACCAGUGACAACUGAAGGGCUUCUUGGCUUGUUAGUAAAAGUCUGCAGCUCCACAUGAAAUCUGAUGACCCAGCUUCACCCCACCCUGCCUAACAACCAUUCAAUGACCUCCUUGCACACACAAACACACACACACACACACAUACACUUUUUUUGUAAAAUAAAUGAAUGAAAUAAUAUAUUCAGAUACGUAUAUAGCAUUUAAGAGAAAAUGUAUAGAAUCCUUGAAUAGUGGCUCACUAAAUUAGUCACCAAAAAGUUUUUUUUCUAUCUGUGUUUUCUUUUGUCGUUAAUUGCAGAAAAAAAAACUAUAUUUGCAACCUGUUGAAAACACAGGCUUUUUUUUUUUUUUUUUAAAUAGAGGAGCAGGGUGUCCUGUUUUGAUGCUGCAGUGGUUUUCCCUUUUAAAUGCGAUCCUUACUUUGACGUUAUUUAUUGAGGUUUUAUUCUUGAAUUGCUGUUGAAAGUUCAGACAAUUCAGUUGCCACAGGAUAAUCAGUGUUGGUCAGUAGUGGAUCUGCAGGGCCAUGAGAGGUGGCUCCCGUCUGCGGCUGCGGCGGCACUUGUCAUUUUAGGGUGAUUUAAAAACAAACAAACAAACAAAAAAAAACGUCUGGUCUCAGCCACUGGCCAGUGUGACUGAUCCCAACUUUGCUUCAGUCUGCAGCAUUAUCCGAUUGAAAUUUCAAGCACUGUCCUAGUCCUGGAAAAAACUGUACAAAAAUAAAAAGUAGACAGAUGCCAAAUUUACAAGGGCAGAAAACAGCUUCUCCACCAUUUAGGGCCAGUGUGAACGACCGGAGGAGCGACUCUCGUGACCUCUGACCUCUUUAUGACCGGAUCUCAAAAAUCCGACUGAAAUGACAAGUGUGGCCCACAGCCAAUGAGAUGCCUAUGCACUGAGAGAACAGUGGUCCAAAACAAGCAACCUGAACCCAGACUUAAGCGCCCACCCCACCCAACCACACACACACACAGACACACACACACACACACACAAAAACAAUUCAUCUACAAACACUACCUCUACUUUAUACACACAGCCUCUUUCACACUCAUUGAGAUCUCACGCUGCGCUUGUAGUUGCCGAGUGACGCUUUUACAGAUUUACAUCAUCAAGUAUGGCCUUUUUGUUGUUGUUAUUGAAUCUGUGUUUUACAGGCAAUCAGCUGGAGCAUUAAAGGUACAAUACACAACCGCAGACUAUGUUCAUGAUGAUCUUCUCAAGACUGCCAAUCUUUGAUUUUUUAAAAAAAUUCUUCCCCCCCCUUAAUGUUAGCAGUGGGCCUGCUUACACUUAGACAUUAGUUCAUUAUUGUAGGCCAGACAGUAUCUGCAAACGGCUGUUUGUUGUAGCUGGGAGGGUUUGGCCACAGUUUGGACUAUCACAGGAAACCAUUUGAGCCUCAGUUGAUUGGCACCUUGACACUAUCUAAAAUUUAAAUCCUCCAGAAGAUGUUAACUUUGCCCAUGUUGAGUUCCCUCCGGGCUCAAGCAAACAGCAAACCGUAUGUGCAGCUGCUGUCUGAAGAGAGUGUGGGGAAGUGUGUGCAGCGGCGGCCGGCUCGCUGCCCGUGUUUCUCAGCGCCCUUCUGUAGUGUUCGACUUGUGUUUUUCAGUGGCUUAACCUUCACUCUUACAGGGAACCCUUUCACCCUCGUAACCAAGAUGCAGUUUCACUUUUGUUUAAUACCUGGAAGAAAAAAAAAGGUUGAGCAAGCAGCGUCAGGCCAGCCUGGGUGAGACAUGACUUGUAAAAACAUUGAUUUUCUUUCUUUCUUUUUUUUUUUAAUUGCACCAUUGUGUCAAGGCUGGCGGUGCAACAAAUCACUCCGAUGUAAAUGUAAGUGUAUUUUCAGGCUGGCCAGCAGCACUGAGCUCCCUGUAGAGUCCUCAGGCCUGACUAUUAGUUAUUUGCAGAUGUUUUAUUCAGCCAGGCCCACAUCUGCAAGCCCUUGGACUCUUUCUGGUCAUCGUCUCCCAAACUAAAGAACUUUAAAGCCCAAAAUGUUGAAAAAACAUCAUUACCCACACUUCUGUAUUCAGUAUCUCAAAAAUAAAGAGGAUUCAGUCUGAAAAGCAAAGGACUUAAUUCACUUAGACCUUCCAAAAACACCACAAUUUGUUUUAAUUUUGCGCCAUCACUCAUUUCGUAAGAAUAGGUGUCAUUUUCUUUUCAAUCGGAGGCUCUCAUUUUGGAAUGAAGCUUCACUUGGAAGUUUCAGACGGCUAAAUGAGAGCGUGGUCCUUCUCUAUCUGCAGUGUCUCUGCUGCCUUCCUGCCCCGGGCCCCCGAGUGUGAACAGGCCGGGGGGCGGUUUCACCCAGACACACUGACAGGCAACAGCAUGAAUCCUUUUUACUUUCACCACCAUCACAGGCGUGUGGGGCACCAAGCUUGUCUCCUUCAACAAUCCAUGAAUGUGAAAUGUCUAAAGGAAAAGAAAAAAAUAAAUGAAAUAAAGGACAAUUUUUUUGCACAUGACAUUUAAGUAGACACUGCCACAAAAUACAUCGAAAUAAAGCUGAAAAUGAAGGUGCA